UUUGGCGAGUAUGAAAUAAGGGCGAGAGGAGCAGAGGAGUUUCCGUUAUCCAUUAUCUUUCUCUCUGUAUCAACAGCUGUCUCUCAUCUUUCUCUAGAAAUUCUCUGAUAAUCUUUUAACCUUUCCAAAUCAAUUAAAUUAGGGAUUUUUUGCCAAUCUCUCUUGUUCGAAUUCGAACCCUUGUGUUUUGCAGCCAUGGUUUCCGAUUCGAUCAACGCUUCCAUUCCAUAUGCUCCUAAGGAUUUCGCCAAGAAGAAAAAGGCGAACCGUUCUGCCAAACUGAAGCAGUGCAAGCUUGAUGCGCGUCGCGAGCAAUGGCUUUCUCAAGUUGCAGUUAAGAACAAAGUAAGCAAGCAGGAAACGAACGGCCAGCAAGUAUCCCUGUUUGACAACGAGAAGAGGAAUGCCAUAGAGAAUUUAGAGACGAAUCGAAGAGGAAGAAGAGAUGAAGAUGAGAAGGAAAACGGUACGAUCUAUCACGAUUUCGAUUCAGAUUCCCGUUCGCACAGUCCCCCGGGCAGCCGGGUUCUUAGCGGCACCAAUGCUGGCACCAAUUUCACGGGCUCCUCCAGCAGCAGCAGCAGUAGCAGCAGUGGUGGCUGUUGCUCUGGCAGCAUUACGGAGGAGGAAGAAGAGGAAGCUGAUGAUGAUUGCUUGGACGAUUGGGAGGCUAUGGCUGAUGCUCUAGCUGCAAAUGAUGAUAACAAGCAAGAAAAUCAAAAUGACAAUUCGUGUCCGCGACUGGUAACGGAGUCCUCCCCACAAAUUGAUCCAGGUGUUCGAUCAGAUUCUAAUUCAAAUAAUUUGGGUUACAGUCGUGAGGAUUUGAAGCAAGAGGGGCCAAGAACGGCAUCACCUAGACUGUCUUCUGGGCAUAGCCGGGCGUGGAGGCCGGAUGAUGCAUUUCGACCACAGAGUCUUCCUAAUUUGUCGAAGCAGCGGAGCUUUCCGAGUGCAGAGGGGCAUCGUGGACAGGGUGGACUUCCGUGGCACUUCUCAAAAGUUGUUAACGUGCCUUCUUCCUGUCCCAUAUGUUGCGAGGAAUUGGAUGUUACAGAUACGAGUUUCUUACCCUGCAUGUGCGGAUAUCGGCUUUGCCUCUUCUGUUACAAUAGAAUAUUACACGUGGAGGAUGGACGCUGUCCAGGUUGUAGGAAGAACUAUGAGGGCAAUGCUGAGGAGGCAGAGCUGAGCGUGAAUGGAGGUAGCCUGACAUUCUGGCUGUCUCGUUCUUAUAGCAUGGUUGCUAGGACCUAGGACGAUGAGUCUCUGGCUUGCUGAAAUAUAUAUGUUGGUCUAUCUCUCUCCUUUGGCUUGUCUUUCGUGUUUUGUUUUAGUCUUAGAUUCAGUUCGGUAGAUCUUCUAGUUGUCGGGGUAUAGCUGGUUUGUGUCUUUUGGCACCCGGAUUUGGUCUGCUUCUCCUAUGAGCUUUGUUCUUAUCUGUUUGGUGCAUAUGUUAAUGUAGGGAACUCGUGUUUUGGUCUGUGAAUAGACAAGGCGGUAUAGAAAUACAUGAUAAAAUAAAAAAUAAAAAAAAUUAGAAUAUAUUUUUUUCUA
Molecule: messenger RNA, 1557 nt
Organism: Manihot esculenta (cassava)
Lineage: Eukaryota; Viridiplantae; Streptophyta; Magnoliopsida; Malpighiales; Euphorbiaceae
Exons: 3
Coding region: 196-1257 (353 amino acids)
Biological process (GO): protein ubiquitination
Cellular component (GO): CCR4-NOT complex
Molecular function (GO): ubiquitin-protein transferase activity
Source: RefSeq, a predicted model, not a curated record